AUGGACGCCAAUUCACCUCCCAUCUCAAUCCCUCCAUCCUACGAAACCCUCCCUGUCACCGACAUCAAACUCAGCCACCAUCCUCCCAACUCACCAUCGCCCACUCCAAUCCUCAUUGUAACCCUGAAUCGUCCACAAAAGCACAAUGCCUACACACAAGCCAUGGGCGAAAGUCUGGAACGCGUCUUCCGGACUGUCGAUAUCGACGACCGCGUCAAGGUUGUCGUCCUUACCGGAGCCGGGAGGACAUUUUGCGCUGGCGCAGACCUAGACAUUGGUUUCAGCGGUGCUAAACAGAUUGACCCGGAGGUAUACCGCGACAGGUAA
Aspergillus chevalieri is the source of this 327-nucleotide messenger RNA. Its product is annotated as enoyl-CoA hydratase/isomerase family protein. NCBI's taxonomy places the organism in Eukaryota, Fungi, Ascomycota, Eurotiomycetes, Eurotiales, Aspergillaceae. The transcript has a single exon. The coding region runs from base 1 to 327 and encodes 108 amino acids. The record is from RefSeq and is a predicted model, not a curated record.